This is a messenger RNA of Leguminivora glycinivorella, 4422 nucleotides long. It is a transcript of the gene sws, whose product is annotated as neuropathy target esterase sws. NCBI's taxonomy places the organism in Eukaryota, Metazoa, Arthropoda, Insecta, Lepidoptera, Tortricidae. The record is from RefSeq and is a predicted model, not a curated record. The transcript has 30 exons. Bases 82 to 3948 code for a protein of 1288 amino acids. Gene Ontology annotation, cellular component: endoplasmic reticulum. Gene Ontology annotation, molecular function: phosphatidylcholine lysophospholipase A1 activity. Gene Ontology annotation, biological process: phosphatidylcholine metabolic process.
GCCGUGUAUGUAGGAACUUGAAUUAUAUUCACGGCUAUUUGCAGGUGUUAAAUGUGAUGGUUUUUAUAAAAGAUUUACAAAAUGGAUGUGGUAGGCCUUCUAAAUAAUAUACAUGACAAAUCGGAUAUGUUUGCGGUCAAGACCUGGACGGCGGAAUGGACUAACAAUUUUGAAGAAAACCAAUUGCUAUGGUCGUUCUGUGCUUGCGUCGUGAUCUCACUAGUCGUAGUCUUCUUCUAUUACUACAGAAGAUGGCGGUCGAAAGAAAUGCUAAACGGCGCCCCAGCCACAGUGGAGCCAGCGAAGCGUUUCCGCAAACGCGACAAAAUGCUGUUCUACGGACGCAGAAUGCUGCGCAAAGUGAAAUCCAUUUCCAACUCCGGUCAGGGUAGAAAGCGGCGCGCCGUCAUGAGGUUUGCGAGGAAAUUGUUGCAGCUGAAGAAAGAAUCGGCCCCUGAACAGUUGAAGGUCCUAGAACCCCCCGCGGAAUAUCUAGAAGAGGACCUGACCAACGACGACCGGGUGCCACCAGACGCCCUAUACAUGCUACAUAGCAUCCGAGUAUUCGGACACUUCGAGAAACCGGUGUUCCUGAUGCUGUGUAAGCAUACGGAGAUCCUCAAUCUGCCUGCGGGGGCUUUCCUGUUUAAAGUUGGUGACACAGACGAGAACGUGUACGUAGUACAGAACGGUCGUGUCAACGUAUACAUUACCAAUCCAGAUGGCAGCAGUCUUUCUCUGAAAGUCGUCAGAGCGGGUGAGAGCGUCACCUCACUGCUGAGCUUCACUGAUGUGCUUACGGGCCACUCGCAACCGUACAAAACAGUGAACGCCAAAGCAUUAGAAGACUCGCAAGUCAUCAAGCUGCCGAUGAGAGCCUUCCAGGAGGUCUUUCACGAAUACCCUGACAUUUUCGUCAGAGUUAUACAGAUCAUCAUGGUGCGAUUACAGAGGGUGACAUUCACAGCACUACAUCAGUAUCUCGGUUUGAGCGCCGAGUUGGUUAAUCCAGGCCGUGAAAGACGCCGACCUACCACAGUCGCCUCGUCACCAGGUCGCAAAGCCACAGUGGACUCCAGUACUUCCAUGCAUUCCCCCCACCACACCGAGAGAACCGAACAUUCUCAAGAGAACGGACACGCCGCAUCCACCCCCAUCAACAUCGCGAGAAAAUCGAGACCCGACAUGGUGCCCGAUAUUACUACUAACACACCUCAGCAGCAGCCAGAUGUGCAGCCGACAUCUUCGUCGUUCCAAAGGAGCAAAGAAGGAUCCUCCUUUAAGAAGAAUAAUACUGACAACAUGGACGAACAGGCAUUAAUACGAAUAGCGACCGAAGCUUUCAUAAAGGAGCUCGGACUCGACAACGACCAACUGCUUCAAGGAGCGGUACAAGUCAGAGACUUACCUGCAGGAACCUAUAUCAUGAAAGAAGAGAGCCAUAAGGACGUGGCACUGGUGUAUCUACUGUCCGGAGCACUGCUAGUGUCACAGAAAGUCGCUGAAGGUGAAGGCGAGGUGCAUAUGUUCACCGCUUACCCAGGCGAAGUGGAAGGCGGUCUUGCAGUGCUAACUGGCGAGCCAUCCUUCUUCUCAAUACGAGCGAAACACUUCUCAAGAAUCGGACUCCUGUCCAAAACAACAGUAUACAGUAUCAUGCGAGAGAGGCCAUCUGUGGUGCUACAUAUAGCCAAUAGUGUUGUACGGAGAUUGUCACCGUUUGUGCGACAAGUGGACUUUGCUCUAGACUGGGUGUUCCUAGAAUCCGGUCGCGCCGUAUACCGUCAAGACGAAGAGUCUGGCUCCACGUUCAUAGUGCUGAGCGGUCGGCUGCGUUCCGUCAUAACGCACCCUAACGGCAAGAAGGGGCUGGUCGGAGAGUACGGGAAGGGCGACUUGGUUGGCAUUGUGGAGAUGGUGACACAAACCCGACGUAGCACCACCGUGAUGGCGGUCCGAGACUCCGAACUGGCCAAACUACCAGAAGGCCUUUUCAACGCGAUCAAACUACGCUUCCCCGUAGUUGUUACAAGACUUAUCAACCUACUCGGACACAGGAUAUUAGGUUCAUGGCAGAAGCCGACAGCGGGCCUCGGCGGAGCGACUUUAGAACCUCGAGUUUCGGCUCACAACUUCUCAACAGUAGCAGUUGUUCCUGUGAGCGAUGACGUACCGCUCACUGCCUUCACUUAUGAACUGUACCACUCGCUCUGCGCUAUAGGGCCGACAGUUCGCCUGACUUCAGAUGUCAUAAGAAAACUACUGGGUCUGACAAUAAUGGACCCGAACAACGAGUAUCGACUCAGCUCGUGGUUGGCCCAACAGGAGGACAAACACAAGGUGGCCCUGUACCAGUGCGAUCCUAGUCUAACGCAGUGGACGCAAAGAUGCAUCCGGCAAGCGGACUGCAUCCUAAUCGUAGCUCUUGGAGACAAACAGCCUAGUAUUGGAAAGAUAGAGAAAGAAAUCGAGCGUCUAGCCAUCCGUACACAGAAGGAGUUAGUUCUUUUACACCGCGAAGGCGGAGCGAACCCCAGCGGUACAGUCCACUGGCUUAACAUGCGAACAUGGGUGUCUCAGCAUCACCAUGUGAGGUGUCCUCAUCGGAUGUUCACUAGAAAGAGUCAGUACAGAGUUAGCGAGUUAUACAGCAAAGUGUUGAUGUCAGAAGCGAGCGUGCACUCAGACUUCUCGCGACUGGCGCGGUGGCUCACCGGGACCUCGGUGGGGCUGGUGCUGGGCGGCGGCGGCGCGCGCGGCGCGGCGCAUGUCGGCAUGAUACGGGCCAUACAGGAAGCCGGUAUACCCAUCGAUAUGGUAGGAGGCGUGAGCAUAGGCGCUUUCAUGGGCGCCCUCUGGUGCAUGGAAAGGAACAUUACCACUGUGACGCAAAAGGCCAGGGAGUGGUCACAGAAAAUGACCCAAUGGGGCAAGCAGCUCAUGGACCUGACCUACCCAGCGACAUCUAUGUUCUCCGGGCGACAGUUCAACACAACAAUACGUACCACCUUCGGCGAAGUACACAUUGAGGAUCUAUGGCUGCCGUACUUUACAGUCACUACGGAUAUUAGUGCGAGCUGCAUGCGGGUUCAUAGGCAUGAUACGCUGUGGAGGUACUGCCGGGCGUCGAUGAGUAUAGCGGGCAUUUUCCCGCCGAUCUGCGACCCGAAGGACGGGCAUUUGCUGCUGGAUGGUUGUUACGUCAAUAAUGUGCCUGCCGAUGUUAUGCGCUCAUUGGGCGCCAAACAUAUUUUGGCCAUUGACGUGGGGUCCCAAGACGAUACGGACCUCACGAACUAUGGCGAUGACCUGUCUGGGUGGUGGUUGCUAUGGAAAAGAUGGAACCCGUUCACAACUCCGGUAAAGGUGCCAAAUUUGCCAGAUAUCCAGAGUCGACUCGCCUACGUUUCCUGCAACCGCCAACUUGAGGAAGUGAAGAAAUCCGACUACUGCGAAUACAUCCGACCGCCUAUCGACGCGUAUAAGACUCUUCAAUUCGGCUCGUUCGACGAAAUCCGCGAAGUGGGAUACCGUCACGGCGCGGCGUACUUCGAAGGGCAGCGGCGCGGCGGCGGCGGCGGCGUGUCAGGAGCCGCGGCAGACCCGAGGCGGACUGACGACCUCCCGCAACUGACCGACUACACGUUCACGGACCUAGCACAGAUGGUGUGCUCUGUGCGCACGGGGCGCGGCGCGGACAACGACUCCUCUUCCUCGUCCGACUACGAGGAGGACCCGAGACACUUCGAGGGCUACGCCUCGGAGCCCAGCGCGGGCAUCAUGGAUAUGUCUUCAAGUGUCGAGGAGAGAGCGGCUUGGAUCAGUGACACUGAAUUGGAGGGUCUGCGAACCCGGCGGGUCGGUGGGUCCCUCUCGCUGUCUGAAGACGAAAUUGAUUCCGAGUCGGAGGUGUAUGAUCCGCUUAAUAAACGUGGAGGGGGCAGGUGAGACCCGACCCUGCACGAUUUGUGCAAAGCGUUGUACGAGCAUGCUCGCGGUGUCUUCCAAAACUGAACGGACCGCGGACCAGUGUAAUAACCAUUUGCUAUACCAAAUAUGGACUUUAACCAGUGUAGCUUUAGUUGUAAGCUAGGCCUCCACUCGCAUCGCACAUCGGUCUUUGGAAAGAAACAACGUCACAUAAGCAAGAAAGAGACAAUGCUCUACGAAAACCGAUGGGCAAUUAUUAUCGCCGGGUACUGUACAGUGUGCAUCAAUGGAUGGAUACACUUGUGUGACUUUCUAUACAAAGAAUACUAAAGGCGAUGCGUACGAUGCGGGUCUGUGGACGCUUGCCUAUAGGGAACAGUCUGUUGAGAUGAGACUUUGUGUGUAAAGCGCCCUAUCGUCACUACUUUGAAAAAAUCUCGUAUCUCACACUGCUCCUCAAAGUUAAAACGCAGUAAGUCUAUAUGCAUACUA